This is a messenger RNA of Cephus cinctus (wheat stem sawfly), 6256 nucleotides long. RefSeq names its product collagen alpha-1(IV) chain (gene Col4a1). Bases 308 to 6118 code for a protein of 1936 amino acids. The record is from RefSeq and is a predicted model, not a curated record. The transcript has 26 exons. Gene Ontology annotation, molecular function: extracellular matrix structural constituent. NCBI's taxonomy places the organism in Eukaryota, Metazoa, Arthropoda, Insecta, Hymenoptera, Cephidae. Gene Ontology annotation, cellular component: collagen trimer.
GGGCACGAGGAGAGAGGAGAGAAAGAGGUGGAGGCGCUUGAAGAAUCGCUGCUCGAAGAGGCUGCUCUCUGACUCUGACUCCGAGAGUGCCGAUCCUUUCGGCGGAGGAAUUCUAGCUGGCGUGGCUCAGACUGCCGCCUCCACCUUCCCUCCGAGUUCAUUCAGAGCCCUCCCUGGAUGGGACGGUCCACACGUCUCUCGGUACCCGGUCGCGCGAUAUUUUCUGUCUGUCUGGCUGCACGGAGUUGAAGCACUGUGUUCAGGAGGGUUCCCGGCUCCCUAAUAACGCUGGUACAGGGAGCUCGACAUGACCUGGUUGCGAUUGAGAUUGAUCGCAUCCGUGGUCUGCCUGGUCCUCGUGGUAGUAAAAGGGGAAUACAAUUACUCGAGGUAUAGAGGCAGACCAAAGCCGGUCGUACCAGUCCACGUAGGUCGUGGAGAUAUCGCGAAACCUGAAGGAUACGACGAAGAUGCUGCGUUGGAUGAAAACUAUUCGGCAGACCAUACCGACGAAUCGUAUAGAUGGGAUUUAAAUUCGAAGUCGUAUGGGAAUCGCGGUGGUGUUAUAAACGAGAAUGCAGAGUCAGGGGAUGGUGACUGGAACCGUUCCGCAAAUCCUUAUGGUGGUCGAGGCUCACAAGGAUACGAUGGUGGUUAUGGUUCAGAAGGAUCCACAGGAGGUCGUGGAGCUCAAGGACCAGCUGGUGGCUAUGGGUCUGAAGCAUCGAACAAUUAUUAUGGAGGUGAAGAAAGUUCAGGUGCAGGAUAUGGAUAUGUUCCGGAAUCGGCGAAUUCUUAUGGAAGUCGCCAAGAUCCUUCUGGCGGUUAUGGUGGUCGUCAGGAUGCUUCUGGGGGCUAUGGUGGAUAUAGAGAAAAUCAGAGAGGAUAUGAUAGUGGUUCAGAAAAUUAUCCCAGCAGUUAUACGGCCUUUCCUAUUCCUGGCGCAACACCACCUAGAAAUUGCACGGGAUCAGCAUGUUGCGUUCCUAAGUGUUUUGCUGAAAAAGGAUCACGAGGAACACCAGGAACAUUUGGCCCCGAAGGACCUAAAGGACAGAGAGGUUUCCCAGGUGGUGAAGGUCUUCCAGGGCCAGAUGGGCAAAAGGGUGAUCCUGGUCUGCAAGGACCUCGAGGACCAAGGGGAGAGCGCGGUAGCAUCGGUGUGCCAGGAUUUCCUGGUAUCGAUGGGAUUCCGGGAGUUCAAGGAGCCCCUGGUAAUGCUGGGCGUCCUGGACGGGACGGUUGUAACGGAACGGAUGGUCAAAGAGGAAUUGAUGGACGUCCUGGAGAACCAGGUCCUCGAGGCUUACCAGGUGUUCCUGGUCUAAAAGGUAAUAAGGGUCAACCUGCUUUCGCCGGAAAUUUCCCACAUGGUCAAAAAGGAGAACCAGGUAUCGAUGGAGUGAGAGGUCCACCAGGACCUGCGGGACCACAAGGGGAAUCUGGUUUCCCUGGACCGAAAGGAGAACGGGGAUCAUACGGACCACCGGGUGCUCCGGGACCUAAAGGUGAAAAAGGUAAUAUGGGUCUCGGAUUUGAAGGAGUGAAAGGUGACAAAGGGCAGAAGGGAGAACAGGGUCCGCCUGGUUCCCCGGUACCACUGUACCCAUUGAGUGGGUCUACUCCAGGGAUGGUAUGUCCUAGUGGUGAGAGAGGCCUGAAGGGAGACAAGGGAGAUACUGGUCCAUAUGGAGAAAAGGGUGAACCUGGUCCAAUGGGAGAUUACGGUAUUCCUGGAGAAGCUGGAGUGAAAGGAGAAAAGGGUUUACCAGGUGUUCCUGGUAUUCGAGGUAGAGACGGCUUCUCCGGGCCCCCAGGGCCUCCUGGGCAAAAAGGUGAUCAAGGUUACGAUGGAGUGGAUGGUUUACCUGGACGUCCUGGAAAGAAGGGAGAACCAGGACGCGAUGGGCCUAUGGGACGUUCAGGAUUACGUGGUCCCCCAGGACCACCUGGUGGUGGUAAAGGACGGGCUGGGCCUCCAGGACCUCCGGGACCGCGAGGAUAUCCAGGUGCAGUUGGUCCAAAAGGAUUGGAUGGUUAUCCAGGAACUCCUGGUGCAAGAGGACCAAUCGGUAUCCAGGGCGGGCCAGGUCUGCCUGGUACCUCUGGACCGGAAGGAUUACCAGGUGAAAAAGGAGAUAAGGGAGACUCUGGAUUCCCAGGAUUCCCAGGAUUGACUGGACCACGAGGUUUUGAUGGGCCUCCAGGACCUGCUGGACCUCGAGGUCCUACGGGAGAGAAAGGACAUUCGAUAAUGGGUCUCAAAGGAAUGGAUGGUAUACCAGGAUUGGAUGGUGAUAAAGGUCAAAAAGGAGAACGAGGUUACGCAGGGCCUCGAGGAUAUCCUGGCGAUUCUUUGGAAGGAAUACCAGGAGCUCCUGGAGUUGCAGGAGCUCAAGGUGAACCUGGUGUACCAGGACGCGAUGGAAUCCCAGGAAGCCCGGGAAGUCCAGGGGAAAAAGGCGAUAUCGGUGGCCGUUGCCAGGAUUGCUCACCUGGUUAUCCAGGAUCUAAAGGAGAUCGAGGGCUCGACGGUAUUCCUGGUCUAACAGGUGCUCGAGGACCACCUGGAGAACGCGGAUUCCCUGGUGAACCUGGUGCAGAUGGACUUCCAGGAGCAAUUGGACCACCAGGAGCACCGGGUAGAGAUGGUAUUCCUGGAAGUCCUGGACCUCAAGGAGAACCAGGUAAACCAGCAGAAGUGUCUCGGGAUAGUUUGAAACUCGAAAAGGGUGAUAAGGGCGUGCGGGGAGAACCGGGAAGGCAAGGACCUCCGGGACCACGAGGUCCCAUUGGAGAAAAGGGCCGCAUCGGAAUGGAAGGAUUCCCUGGAGUGAAGGGAAUGGCGGGUGAACGAGGAUACCCAGGACAAGACGGUAUUCCUGGCAGACCGGGAACUCCAGGAUAUAAAGGUGAAAAGGGUACUAGCGUGAAAGGAGAAGCUGGUGAACCAGGACUUAAGGGUUCGAUUGGUGCAAAGGGUGAGCCUGGGUCAUAUGGACACAAGGGUGAACCAGGUCUUUGCCCGCCAUUGAACUUGACUCUUAAUUUAACGGGCGACAGAGGAUCUCCUGGUGAAAAGGGAGAACCAGGACCUCCUGGUCGUGAUGGAUUCCAAGGUGAUAAGGGAGAUCAAGGAUUCCCGGGUCCUCCAGGACCAGCUGGACCAAUAGGACCUCCGGGACCAGUUGGACCCCGAGGGCUUCCAGGACAACGUGGAGAGAAGGGUGACAUUGGUGUCAUGGGCUUCCAAGGCGAUCCAGGACGCGAUGGACCACGAGGUCUUCCUGGUGCUGCGGCUCCUAAGGGAGUUAAAGGAGAACCUGGAAUUUCGGUAAAGGGAAGUCUAGGUCUAACUGGACCACCGGGCGAGAAAGGAGAGCGUGGUCUUCCAGGACCACCAGGAAAGGACGGUCCACGUGGUUAUGCUGGAUUAGCAGGCUUGAACGGUGAAAAGGGUGACACCGGGACUCCAGGACUUAAUGGUCUCCCGGGAACACCUGGAGAAAAGGGUGAUACUGGCCCGAUUGGUCCAAUGGGACCUCCAGGAAUUGCAGGAAUCCCAGGAAUGAAUGGAAGAAAGGGAGAACCUGGUUUAUCCGGGGAACCUGGCAGAGCUGGCCUCCCUGGAUUCCCAGGCACGAAAGGGGAGCCCGGUGAACCUGGAAAGGAUGGGCAGAAGGGUUACUUUGGACCACGUGGUGCCCCUGGUGUUCCUGGUGAACCGGGACGCGAAGGUCCACCUGGACUAAAAGGAGAUCGCGGUGAGAAAGGUUUUCCAGGUUUCCCUGGACUUCCUGGUAUGGAAGGAAAGCCUGGAAUGCCUGGUCCACAAGGUCUUAAAGGUGACCGCGGAUUCGACGGAUUACCUGGUGUACCAGGACCUAUUGGUUUCUCGGGAGAGAAAGGAGAUAUGGGUUACCCCGGAGCCAUGGGCAAAAAGGGUGAACCCGGUCUAGUGUCUGAAAAGGGUCAGAAGGGUGAGACUGGUACCCCUGGACUUCGUGGACCCCCAGGAGUGCCCGGACGAGAUGGAAUCGAUGGCGCAAAAGGUGAACCAGGAAUACCAGGAAUAGGUAAAGACGGAAUUCCAGGACUUAAAGGAGAACGAGGAGUUCCUGGACGCGAUGGACUUCCUGGAUUGCAAGGACCAAAGGGGGAUGAAGGUGUUCCGGGAUUACCUGGAGUCAAAGGAAAUUCGGGUCCUCCUGGUGCUUUCGGCGAACCUGGGCCUCCUGGACUUGACGGACUUGCGGGAGAAAUUGGUGAUAUUGGUCUCGAAGGACCUCCUGGAUACCCUGGAGUCCAAGGUGAUAUGGGACCACCUGGACGAGAUGGUCUAGAUGGUGCUAAAGGAGAUCGUGGUCCAAUAGGAGCUAUUGGAUUUCCUGGUGCGAUGGGAUCAGCCGGAGAGAAAGGAGACCGUGGUCCCCCUGGAUUGACUGUAGAUAUCAAGGGUCAAAAGGGUGAACCAGGUGUUCCUGGUCGUCAUGGAUUGACUGGAUAUAAGGGAGAACGAGGUUUCAACGGUCCUCCCGGAUAUGAUGGUCAAAAGGGUGACAGAGGACUACCAGGACCUGUUGGACUUCCGGGUGCCAUGGGUCCCCCGGGCGAGAAGGGCGAUAUGGGACCACCUGGUCCUAGUGGACUUCCGGGCUUAACGAUAAAGGGAGAGAAAGGAUUACCAGGCCUACUAGGGAAGCAUGGUCGCGACGGAGCGCCUGGAUUCCCAGGAGAAAAGGGUGAGCCCGGAUUAGAAGGACUUUCUGGGGAAAAAGGCGAACCAGGACCGUACGGACCAAUUGGACUUCAAGGCGAGAAGGGUGACGCAGGUUAUCCUGGACCGCCAGGAUUGCCUGGAGCUGAUGGUCCGCCAGGACCACAAGGACUUCAAGGUGCAGAUGGAGAACGUGGUCCCAAAGGAGACCAAGGUAUACCAGGACUUUUUGGAGCUCCUGGAGAGAAGGGAGAUCGUGGCUUGCCUGGGCUACGAGGAAUAGACGGAAUUCCCGGUGAAAAAGGAGAUCGUGGUAUCGAUGGACAACCUGGAUAUCCUGGUGCUCAAGGAGAAAAGGGAGACCGAGGUUAUCCCGGUGAUAUAGGUCUGGCCGGAGCUCCUGGAUACGUUGGCGAAAAAGGAGACAAGGGUGAAGAUUGCCUGCAACCACCGGCAGGUCCGAAAGGAGAACGCGGUUAUCCUGGUCCUGCAGGACCACCAGGUCUCCCUGGCGAGAGAGGACCUCAGGGACCCGAAGGCUUCUCUGGUCUAAAUGGAAUUAAGGGCGAGCAAGGCCCAAUUGGUGUACCGGGACCUACAGGAUUUAGAGGUCCGCCUGGUCCCGUCGGACCAGAAGGUCACAUAGGUAUUCAAGGACCAGUCGGAAGCCCAGGUCCUAAAGGAGAACAAGGACCUCCUUGUGAGACCAUUCCCGAUUAUCUAACUGGAAUUCUCCUGGUUAAACACAGUCAGAGUCAAAAUGUUCCCGAUUGCGAACCAGGACACAUUAAACUCUGGGAAGGCUACAGUCUUCUUCACACGGAUGGCGAUGAAAGAGCGCAUUCCCAAGAUCUGGGUUAUGCCGGCUCCUGCGUAAGAAAGUUCUCGACGAUGCCCUUCCUGUUUUGCGACGUCAACAACGUGUGCCAUUAUGCGAGUCGCAACGACCGUUCCUAUUGGCUCUCUACCAACAGUCCUAUUCCGAUGAUGCCUGUUGAAGAAACCGCCAUCGAGGAAUACAUAUCCAGGUGCGUCGUUUGCGAGGUACCAGCUAACGUUUUGGCAGUGCACAGUCAGUCGUUGAAUAUUCCGGAAUGUCCAAAUGGAUGGACGGGUCUGUGGAUCGGAUACAGUUUUGUCAUGCACACGGGUGCCGGCGCUCAGGGCGGUGGUCAAUCACUAUCUAGUCCUGGAUCCUGUCUCGAGGACUUCCGGGCAACGCCAUUCAUCGAGUGCAACGGUGCCAAAGGUCACUGUCAUUACUACACGAACGAGUAUAGUUUCUGGAUGGCCAGCAUAGACGACAACCAGCAAUUCAGAAGACCUGAAAAGCAAACUCUCAAAGCUGGCAAUUUAAGGUCCCGAAUAAGUCGUUGCCAAGUCUGUAUAAAGCACACAUAAAAGAAAUUCAUAAUCAAUUUCAUACGAAAUUGGUAAUAAUCUAUUGAAAAUUAAAGUCUACGAAGGGCAAAAAACAAAUGAAAAGAUAUUGCGUAAGCCUCUGCAAAACGAGUGUAUAACGAUUGCCAUUUUGUUUUU